GCGAUUAUUUUCCUUCUUGUUGUUUCUGCGAUUGUGCUGAUUAAUUUUAUAAAUUUCCUUCAUUGUCGGUUUCCAAAUACCCUGCUAAAACAUGUCCAGCUACACAGAGGAACAUCUUAAGCAAAAGCUGACGGAAAAGCUAGAAGCUACUCAUGUGGAAGUAACUGACGAAUCCGAUGGAUGUGGAGGAAAGUUCAACGCAGUAAUUGUAUCGUCUCAGUUUCAAGGCAAGCCACUACUGCAGCGACACAGACUCGUAAAUGCAGCUCUAGCCGAGGAACUGAAAACAAUUCACGCCUUCUCGCAGAAAACAUACACACCAGAACAGUGGGCUGCCGAGGGUCACUAGCAGUCAUCCCUCACCCGCUAAUUUAUACCCCUGCCAGUUGUGAGAAACGGUUUCAUUUUAUAACGUAGCUAUUAUCUCGAAUACAAUCUGCACAAUGAAUA
This is a messenger RNA of Ochlerotatus camptorhynchus, 450 nucleotides long. Its product is annotated as bolA-like protein 2. Lineage: Eukaryota; Metazoa; Arthropoda; Insecta; Diptera; Culicidae. Bases 92 to 349 code for a protein of 85 amino acids. The record is from RefSeq and is a predicted model, not a curated record. Gene Ontology annotation, cellular component: cytosol; nucleus. Gene Ontology annotation, molecular function: 2 iron, 2 sulfur cluster binding. The transcript is spliced from 3 exons. Gene Ontology annotation, biological process: intracellular iron ion homeostasis.